Molecule: messenger RNA, 1763 nt
Organism: Daucus carota subsp. sativus
Lineage: Eukaryota; Viridiplantae; Streptophyta; Magnoliopsida; Apiales; Apiaceae
Product: protein KAKU4
Exons: 11
Coding region: 46-1524 (492 amino acids)
Biological process (GO): nuclear membrane organization
Cellular component (GO): nuclear envelope
Source: RefSeq, a predicted model, not a curated record
CGUUAUUUUAUUUGUUUCUCAACGGUUACUACUCUUCCCUUGAAGAUGAACACAACUUCUAGGGCUAAAAUCACCGGCGCCGGCGACAAAUCCGGCGGGAAUAUUGCGAAACGACGACGUCACAACACCCUCAAAACGCCCUACGACCGCCCUCCGCCUCAGUCUCCCGAAAAUUUCGGCAUCAAACAGCUUAGCAGCGAUUUUUUCGCCGAUACAUCUCGAAUGAUCGCAAAAGGCGCAAUAAAGUUCCUCACAUUCAUGACUGACACCGAUCACAUCUCCUCCUCUUCCGAAACAGAAGAUGAUGAUGAUGUUGUUAGCUGUGAUGAUGAUGUUUAUGCCCCUUUUGAGGUUAGUAAAUGGAUAGAGAAUGAUAGUACAUCAACAGAGAUGGUCAGAAUGAGCCCGAAAUGGGUGAUCGGAAAGCUACUUCUGCAGGAGACAUUUUCAAAGAAAGAGUCUGACAAACUGAUAGAGAUUAUUAAUUCACGGGUUGUAGAUUGUUUUCCAAUGGGCGAGGGACAGGAUGCUGGUUUAAUUGAGAUGCCUAGAGGAAAAUGUGGUACUGAUGAUCGAUGCGGUACAGCUGUCAUGCAAGACAAACAUUGGUUAAACAAAAAAUCUGUUGAUAUGGUAAAAGCAUAUAUGCAGGCUUGCCCUCCCUGUGCCUCUCCCUCUUUAAGGCCUUCCGGAUUAAGAACACCAUCACCAAUGGCUACUGACCACUAUAAAGAUGAAGCAUUAUCUACGCUCAGCUGCACUUCUUUUCCCUCUACACAGGAAAGAGGUACUCAUUCCGCUCGUUCGUGGAACAUCCAAGACGAGGUACGAAAAGUGCGUUUUAAAGCAGCAGAAGAUAUACUGCACGCCUUCCCAUCCAAAAAAAUUGGCCUUUCCAUUAAUUCAGAACAGAAAACUUUUCAAAAUUCCAUUGUGCCUGGUGGUGGUAGUACUGUCGACAAAAUGCAACUUUCUAAGUCUUUACCUGAUAAAGAAGAUGUAGACGCCUCUGUUAAGUUGCUUUCAGGACCGAGUACUAUCCAUGACUCUAAAGAUUCUUUUGAUUUCGGUCUGAAACAAGAUGGUAUGCAAGCUGAACAUCUCUUUACUAAUCCUAGUACGUCUGUUUCUGAACCUAAUCAGCAUCUAACCGUUGAAGGGGCCAGCACGAGUGAUUCUCAUCACUCCAUGAAUUUGGAGCAUUUGGUGGAGCAGCAUAAUGAGAAUGAUACAAACUCCGAAGAUGGAAUUUCUAGAAGAUUUGAUGUUGCAAAUAGUGGAGCACCAGUUGCCAAUAGUUUAGCAUCUCUAAGAUCUAGUCUCCGCCUAAGGUUAUCAGCAGGUACAGAGCACGAUCCCAAGCAGACUAACAGUAAACUAAGCACUUAUCUCCGUAGACGAAAAAUCCAUAGCACUGCUGAGGGCUCCCAGUCCCAGGAUUUGCAAAACUCAGCUUACAAAGGAGCCAUGAAGAUUAGUACAGCAGGUAAAUCAAAAGAUAGAGAGCAAGGCUUUAAUCUAUAGAAUUUAAAAUCGUACAUUAGUGUAAAUAGUAUGCAUCCUGUAGCAAAUAAGUAGAUGUUUUCGAAAGCAUGCUUAAAAUCUAGAACUUGCAUUAUAUUUCUACAAAUUCGACAAAUCGAAACAAAGCAACAUUAAAAUUCCAUUGGAUAUUCGUUAUGCAUUAUAUUUGGGUAAAUCUUGUCGGGCAUUUGUGAUCGAUUGAGAAGACUAGUGGAGAAUUAAUGCUUAUGUUUGGGCCA